AGAGCACUUCUGUCGUCGGCACGAUUGGCAAUUUUUGAUGCAAAUUGCGAUGCCAAAGCGGAGAGGGAAUGUGACACUCCGCCACCAACGAAACUUGAAGAAAUUUUUGAGCAGCUAAUUGCAAAGAAGCUUUUUGAUCGCGCGUGGGAAAUAAGCAAGGUAUUCGAACUCAAACCGUAUCCACUAAUAAAAGCACUCGCUCUUGAAUGUAUGAAUCUUGAUAUGAAUCCGCAGAAAGGUGAAGCAGACUGGGUUGCGAAAGGACGAAAGCAUCUCACAAUGGUAGUGAGGUAA
Messenger RNA from Gongylonema pulchrum, 294 nucleotides. NCBI's taxonomy places the organism in Eukaryota, Metazoa, Nematoda, Chromadorea, Rhabditida, Gongylonematidae. The record is from the annotation of a GenBank genome assembly.